AUGUUUAAAGAAUCAAUAUUUCAAAGCACGAAAACAAAACUUGUGUGGAGUUAUCUGCCAAUGCCAGUCCUCUCGAAAAAUGGAGCUCUGGACGGAGAAUUUAUUAAAUCGGGGACUAACACUUGUAAAAUAAAAAAAUACAUUUUGAUACAAAAUAUUUUAGGUUGUUACACAAAAAAAGUAUUCUUAAAUAUAUUUAGAGUACCAUCAAAUGGAUAAAUUAUGAAAACUCAUUGAUAGAGGUAGUGCGGGACAAAAUGCUUGGAGAAGGGAUAUCUCUGACUAAAGGAGAGACUCUCGUUCUAUAUGGAGAAACAGAAAUCUGGUUCAAUUAUAUGAAAAGAUGGUGCAUCCAACAAGGGUUCUCAAAUACGUACAAAAUAUUGGAAAAGAUAGGCAAGGGAAAUCAAGCAGAAGUACAACUAAAUUUUAUUCAGGUUUAUAGCUGUAGAUACCAAUUGGGAGAUGAAAAAUUUGCUGUUAAAUAAUAUUCCAAACACAAAUUAACAAAUCGAUUAGAUAAAAUAGCCCUUUUAAAAGAAAUUUCUAUCUUGCGCCAAGUCCAACAUGAAAAUGUAGUUCACCUCUAUGAAGUUUUUGAGAAUGAAGACACCAUAUAUGUUGUGAUGGAAUUGCUGGAAGGAGGAGAUUUGUACGACUACUUAAAAUAGCCCAACUCCUUUCUCAAUGAAAAAUAGUUAGCCAGUUUCAUAUAUAGACUAUUUAAGGCUAUUUUGUCAUUCCAUAAAUUUGGCAUUUUGCACAGAGAUCUCAAACCAAAAAAUAUCAUCCUAAGGAAAUAAAGUCUGUCUUAAUUUUGCGUAGCCGAUUUCGGUUUGGCAGACUAUUUUAAUAAGGAUGGGAAAUACUUAUUUUAAAGAUGUGGAACACCCGGGUUCGUAGCCCCUGAAAUCUUGAGGGAUGAAUUCUAUGAUUUUAAAGUGGAUGUCUUUAGUGUAGGUGUAAUAAUGUAUAUUAUAAUUUCUGGGGAGGAACCAUUUGCAGGUGACUACAAUGAAACCAUAACCAAGAAUUAUUAGGGUUAGGUGGACGUAACGAAUUUGAAAAUCAGUGAGUAAGGAUUACUCUUUUUGAAAUCACUGUUUGAAGUUAAGGAACUCAGACCCACAGUCAAAGAAGCCAUGAAUCACCAAUGGUUCAAGCAGGAGAAAAUAGUCACUGAGAAAUACAGAAUUCGCAUCAAAGAACCUUAGAUUAAGUAAGCGUAAUUGUUUCUCCCUUCAACAAGAGAAACUUUGGCUUCCUCACAUAGUCAAUUCUUAAAGCCAAUUAGAACUGCCUCGUCAACGAGAAAUUCAAAUUAUCGUCUAAGUCCUAUAGGUUCAUAGAAGCCAAAUAAAACUCCGAAUCCCAGUCCAAGUCUCAAGAGGAAAUCCCUCAAGUGAAUACCUUAUUACUGUGACCCAAGC
Molecule: messenger RNA, 1430 nt
Organism: Paramecium octaurelia
Lineage: Eukaryota; Ciliophora; Oligohymenophorea; Peniculida; Parameciidae
Source: the annotation of a GenBank genome assembly